Anthonomus grandis grandis is the source of this 664-nucleotide messenger RNA. RefSeq names its product DNA-directed RNA polymerase II subunit RPB9 (gene RpII15). Gene Ontology annotation, biological process: DNA-templated transcription; maintenance of transcriptional fidelity during transcription elongation by RNA polymerase II; transcription initiation at RNA polymerase II promoter. The record is from RefSeq and is a predicted model, not a curated record. Lineage: Eukaryota; Metazoa; Arthropoda; Insecta; Coleoptera; Curculionidae. Bases 147 to 539 code for a protein of 130 amino acids. The transcript is spliced from 4 exons. Gene Ontology annotation, molecular function: DNA-directed RNA polymerase activity; nucleic acid binding; zinc ion binding. Gene Ontology annotation, cellular component: RNA polymerase II, core complex.
AACGUCAUUUCCAGCAAAGCGAGGUUAGGUUGCAUGUUUUGAAAUUUCUAGAAGGGAAUAUUUAGAUCUUCUUUCACCCCAUUUUAAAGCUUAGAUUCAGAUCUUGGGCUUAUUACCUUUAAAACUGUCUCUAAAUCCUGUUAACAAUGUCCAAACCUACGGGCUACGACUCACAUAGCGAAGGACCCGGUUUUGUUGGCAUCAGGUUUUGUCAAGAAUGCAACAAUAUGUUGUACCCCAAAGAAGAUAAAGACAAUAAAAUUCUACUCUAUGCCUGUAGAAAUUGUGACUAUAAGCAACAUGCCGACUCCAAAUGUAUUUAUGUAAACAAAAUUAUGCACGAAAUUGAUGAAUUGACACACAUUGUACCUGAUGUCAUAUCUGAUCCAACUCUGCCAAGAACUGAAGAUCAUCACUGUCCAGUGUGUCAACACAGGGAGGCAGUGUUUUUCCAAGCACAAACCAGAAGAGCUGAAGAAGAAAUGAGAUUGUAUUAUGUGUGCACAAAUCCGCACUGUGCCCAUAGAUGGACAGAGUGAAUCUAGUUUCUUUUCAUUAAUUUAUUGAUUAUUGUGAAUUGAUGUCUUUAUAUUUUACCAUGGAUAUAGGAGUGCAACAUUUUUGUAUUGGUAUUUAAAUAAAUUUUUUGAGGAAGUAAAUUAAA